ACUGAUACCAUCUACAACAACGAGGAUUCCAGCCUCGCGCUCGCAAGAGACAUCGCUAGGCUGAAGAGGGAAGAUUCACCUGAACCUCCCCUACACUCGUCCCACGCCUUCUCUCGUCCAGCCAUCAAGGAAUCCAUCCUCAAGCAUGUCGGCCUCGAAGGAAUCGACUGGAACACUUGGCAACCUAGCCAACAUCCCGAAGCUAGAAUCAACAGCCGGAUGGAUCAACUGGAGCCGAGAAAUGAAGGACCAUCUCACGAUGUCGGGAUACGGAGACUGCCGCGAUGGAAUGAUUAUACUCUCUCGACUGGGCACGAGAGUCUUUCAGACUUGGGUGAGGGCACGAGCAAAGUCCCGGAGACGAAGGCGGAGGGGAAGUAUACGUCCAUACAUUUUGGGAGCGAAGCGACAUCUCAUCAACCGACCUGGAAGGGAGGUACAAGCAGUUCCCUUAGAAAUCAGACCGAGGAACGAGGUCGCCUUUAAGUUUGGUUUCUAAGGGGACGUUGGGACUCGGGACCAGACCAGAGCAC
Molecule: messenger RNA, 533 nt
Organism: Ilyonectria robusta
Lineage: Eukaryota; Fungi; Ascomycota; Sordariomycetes; Hypocreales; Nectriaceae
Exons: 1
Coding region: 146-499 (117 amino acids)
Source: RefSeq, a predicted model, not a curated record